GUGGUGCAUCUUCGAAAUCGCUGCCUUUCUGCACAGCCGCAGUCCCGGUUGCAAGGCAGACCUUCAGAUCGUUCCUCCGUUGUUGGGGCCGGCGCUUCUGGGAUGUGAAGUGCUGUUCGGCAUAUCACUCUUUAUAUACAGCUACAUAGAAUCCGCCUUGUCCGCUUCAGAAGAUGGAAUACUCGUGGGAGAAGUCUAUGUGGUGGUCUCAUCCGUUCACGUCCUGCUAUUCGUAAGCCUCGUGACACAUGCUUUGCGCGGAUACGGCCGCAACAUUGAUACUUUGCAAGGGCAGCUCCGUGGGUUCAAGGUUGAGCAUGCGAGAAGCGCUUGCUGCGACGGCGGCCAUAGAAGCAGUUCUGCUCGUCUCACUUGCGACCGAAAGGUCAUUCACACAUGCAUUUCAGCAUGGUUCAGCUCGCUGGACAGCUUUGAAAGGCAAGUGCAAACUGACGUGCGGCUGGCCAUUAUCGAUCAGCUUGCAUAUCAAGCCGUCUCUUAUCAACGUAUCGUGCUUCUUUCCACUCCGUAUGUUUGGCUUCGUUUUCAUUAUGCAGCUAGCCACGCAGACGAUCCCAUCCGACAGGUAGUCGACAUGGCCCAGACGUUCACUUACUUGCUGGCAAUCUUCCCUUUGGUUGACAAACUGGGCGUCCGCCUGUGCUACCGUUGGCGAGCGCGAUGUUGCUGGCUCUACUUGGAUUUCGUGCUAUCGGUGGCCAUCGUGAUCGUGGGUUUGUCGUUCUACAUCGCUUGUUACACGAUCCAACUCUACGUCUUCCGUCAAAACGACCGGGGACUUCUCCUGAGUGUGAUCUCAAUGCUUUCAUGGUGGACGGUCGUGGCCAUCCUGCGAUCACUACAAGAGGUCACCAGUGCCAUGGCGCAGAGCUCGGAGACAGUUCUGGGCAAGCCAGCGGCGAUUGCUGUAGAGGUUAUGCCCGCAGCGUUGACACGCUGCAAGAGCAACUUCGUGAUUUCAAGAUCGAGCAUGCCAGAAGCGCUUGCUGCGACCACGGCCGUCAUCGAUCAGCUGGCGUACAAGACCUUCUCUUAUCAGCGCGCCUUGCAAGUGUUUACUCCGUAUGUCUGGAUACGUCUUGGGUAUACAGCUAGCAACGCAGACGAUCCCAGCCGACAGGUAGUCGAUCUAGUCCAGACGCUCGCCUAUUUCCUGGCGAUCAUCCCCAUGUCGGACAAACUGGCCUUCGACUUGUGCUACCGCUGGCGAGCGCGAUGUUGCAAGCCAUACUUGGACUUCUUGCUAUCGCUGGCCGUCUUGAUCGUGGGUUUGUCGUUCUACAUCGCUUGUUGA
Molecule: messenger RNA, 1315 nt
Organism: Symbiodinium sp. CCMP2456
Lineage: Eukaryota; Dinophyceae; Suessiales; Symbiodiniaceae
Source: the annotation of a GenBank genome assembly